AUGGUGCGUGACGGUGGUCAGCAAAACCAUUUCAAUCCUUUGGCGUCUAAGUUCGCAGCUCCACCUGAGACAGCUUAUGCUUCUACACAGAGAUCAGUCAGCACCUUGGAUGACACAAAUAGCCCGUUCUUCCUCCAUGGUGGAGAUAAUCCCGGUUUGGUUCUAGUUUCUCAUCCUUUGACUGAAUCCAAUUACAAUACUUGGAGGAGAUCAAUGCUCAUGGCUCUCAAUGCCAAGAACAAAGUUGGAUUUGUGGACGGUACUUUGCCGAGACCCCCUGCGGCUGAUUUAACCUUCAGUUUUUGGUCUAGAUGCAAUAGUAUGGUCACUUCUUUGCUGCUUAACUCAGUUACGAAAGAGAUAAGAGACAACCUUCUCUAUCUUGACAGUGCUAGGGAUGUAUGGAUCGAUUUGUACGAUCGUUUUCACCAGAGCAAUGCACCACGGAUUUUCCAGAUCAAGAAACUUUUGCUGGGUCUGUCUCAAGGAUCCCUUGAUGUUAACACCUAUUACACCCGUCUCAAGAUCCUUUGGACGAGCUCAAAGAUUUCCAGCCCAUACCGGCUUGCAGUUGUGGAGGAAUCAAGAGUUGGAUGGAGUACCAACAACAAGAAUAUGUGA
Molecule: messenger RNA, 621 nt
Organism: Morus notabilis
Lineage: Eukaryota; Viridiplantae; Streptophyta; Magnoliopsida; Rosales; Moraceae
Exons: 1
Coding region: 1-621 (206 amino acids)
Source: RefSeq, a predicted model, not a curated record